Trichomonas vaginalis G3 is the source of this 552-nucleotide messenger RNA. RefSeq names its product RNA polymerase II transcription regulator recruiting protein. Gene Ontology annotation, biological process: regulation of DNA-templated transcription. The coding region runs from base 1 to 552 and encodes 183 amino acids. The record is from RefSeq and is a predicted model, not a curated record. Gene Ontology annotation, molecular function: DNA-binding transcription factor activity, RNA polymerase II-specific; RNA polymerase II cis-regulatory region sequence-specific DNA binding. Gene Ontology annotation, cellular component: nucleus. The transcript has a single exon. Lineage: Eukaryota; Parabasalia; Trichomonadida; Trichomonadidae.
AUGGAUAGAUUACUUCCAAAUGGUAGAGCACCUAGAGAAGAAGGAGGUCUUCGAACCAAAUUUAGUGAGCGAGAGGAUUUGAAGCUCUUAAAGUUGGUUUCGGAAUCAGGAAAAUCUCCAAAUUGGAGAGAAAUCAGCAAUAUCAUGCAAACAAGAACGCCAAGGCAGUGCAGAGAACGAUAUCAAAAUUAUUUAUGCCCGAGAAUUAAUCACCACGAAUGGACGCCUGAAGAAGAUCAAAUUCUUUUACAUCAAUAUCAAAUCCACGGACCUAAAUGGAAUACAAUUGCGAAGCAACUAAAGGGCAGAACAGGUAAUAUGAUAAGAAAUCGCUGGCAAAGCUUACUUAGGCAAGAUCAGAAAAAGCCAACGCAGGAUUCCGUUUCAGUUCAAACUGAAGAACCUGUUAACGAAAAGAAGCCUACAAAAGCAGAUCUUGCAAUUGAGGUCGCGAGUGCAAAUCCUUUCGAUCGUCUAUUCCAGAUGAUUGGCAACUCAAUUUUCGACGAAGAAUCAUUUAUGUCUGCAUUAAUAGGUAAUGACAAUUCUUAA